Cladophialophora psammophila CBS 110553 is the source of this 1608-nucleotide messenger RNA. RefSeq lists its product as uncharacterized. The record is from RefSeq and is a predicted model, not a curated record. The transcript is spliced from 2 exons. Gene Ontology annotation, molecular function: transmembrane transporter activity. The coding region runs from base 1 to 1608 and encodes 535 amino acids. NCBI's taxonomy places the organism in Eukaryota, Fungi, Ascomycota, Eurotiomycetes, Chaetothyriales, Herpotrichiellaceae. Gene Ontology annotation, biological process: transmembrane transport.
AUGGCAGGCGAGGAAAAGAAUACGAUCCACGCAGAAGAUGUGCUGGUCGACGCUACGUCGCAUCUCGCACACGACGAUAGGGAGAUUGAACUGGACAACGGAGAGAUUCUCCUACGGCUGGCCCCCGGCACUGAGAAAGGGUCGAAUGUGACCAACCUCAAGCUCGCAAAGGAUGGCCAAACCGUGCUGGUCCCCCAACCGUCUGACGACCCUGACGAUCCCUUAAACUGGUCGUCUUUCAAAAAGCACAUGAUACUCAUUUGUGUCGCUUUUGGAGCCUUCGCCGGUGAUUUUGGGUCUGGCGCCGGGGUCGGUACCAUCGUCGUGCAGGGGAUCGAAUGGGACAUGUCCCCCGUGGUCGUCAACUACGCGGGCAAUCUGAAUGUCAUCAUGUGCGGUGUCUCAGGCCUCAUCUGGAUGCCGCUGCUCAACUACUGGGGCCGCACGCCUGUGCUCUUCUGGAGCUCCGUGAUGGGUGCAGCCUUCACACUGGGUUCGGCCCUGGCUCCCAACUUUGCGGCUUUCUACGGGUUUCGCACGCUGCAGGGCGUGACCCAGAGUACCGGACAGACCAUCGGCUUGGCGUUUAUCCACGACAUGUUCUUUUUCCACGAGCACGCCCGCAAGAUCGGGGUCUGGUACGCGAUAUACAUCAUCUCCCCCUUCGUCGGGCCCUUCUGCGGCAACUUCAUCGUCGGCACGCUGGGCGAGUGGCGCCCGGUCUUCUGGCUGGUCUUUGCCUGGUCGUGCUUCCUGCUCUGCCUAAUCCUCUUGUUCGGCGACGAGACCUACUACAAGCGCUCGGUGCCGCGGGCGCAGCAGCCCCGCCGUCCCGACGGCCAGAUGGACCGGCUCUCGCGGGUUUUGGGUCUGUGGCAGAUCCAGCACCGCUCGAACGGCUACUUCUCGACCCUGGCCCGGUGCUACGGCCGGCUGGCCGAGGUGCUGUUCAAGCCCGUCAUCCCGCUGUGCAUGAUGUUUUAUUUGAUGAUAUUCAUGUGGUCGGUGGGCAUCAACAUCACGUCUUCGAUCCUGCUGCAAACGCCCGUCGAGGCCGGCGGGUACGGGUUCAGCUCCAUCGCCUGUGGAUACAUGUAUUUUACGCCGUUUGUUGCGAUUCUCAUCGGAGAGGCGUUCGGGCACUAUUUCAACGACUGGAUCGCGACGCGGUACAUCGAGAACCACCACGGCCUGUUCGUGCCCGAGACGCGGCUCUGGACAAACUACAUCGGCGGCGCGUUCAUGGUGCCCGGCCUGGUGCUGGUGGGCCAAACACUGCAGCACCAUCUGCACUGGGUCGGCAUCGUGUUCGGCUGGGGCAUGUUCCAGUUCGGCGUCAUGAUCGUCUCCGUCGCCACCGUCGCCUAUGUGCUCGACUGCUAUCCGUCCGCCUCCGGCGAGGUGUCGGCCCUGAUCAACUUCGCCCGCGUCCUCGGCGGCUUCACCGUCGGAUACUUCCAGCAGGCAUGGGGCCUGCGCAUGGGCUUUGACGUCUCCUUCGGCCUCCAAGCCGUCAUCGUGGUCGCCGCCUACCUCAUCCUUGUCUGCGUCCAGGUUUACGGCGCCAGGCUGCGCCGCUGGGCGGGGCCCGUCAGAAUCGCGCUGUGA